Messenger RNA from Cladophialophora immunda, 2120 nucleotides. RefSeq lists its product as uncharacterized. NCBI's taxonomy places the organism in Eukaryota, Fungi, Ascomycota, Eurotiomycetes, Chaetothyriales, Herpotrichiellaceae. Bases 572 to 1987 code for a protein of 471 amino acids. The record is from RefSeq and is a predicted model, not a curated record. The transcript has a single exon. Gene Ontology annotation, molecular function: NADP binding; dihydrofolate reductase activity. Gene Ontology annotation, biological process: dihydrofolate metabolic process; glycine biosynthetic process; tetrahydrofolate biosynthetic process. Gene Ontology annotation, cellular component: mitochondrion.
GAGGGUCUAGACCAUCCCCCAUCUCCAUCUAGGAUGGCGCCCCUUCAAUUUCGAUCGAAAAACACAUCUUGCUAUCGCACAUCACAUCACCUCACAUCGCAAGGUUCUCUGCGAUCUACCAAUACCUAUCCGCGGGCGCGUUACGUACAUAUGUACCUAACCCACCCAGGUGCAGCUGCGUAGAGUGCAGGUAGCCGAUGGACAGUACCUAAGGUCUACCGCGUCAUCUCGAGGUGAUCUGCCUCAACCGAGCGCGCUUGACUUUUGUCUCACUCUCUUACUCACUCUUCCUUCUCCGUACCCCUAACUCAGAGACGGAGAAACGUAAGAGAAGGACGGAAAGGAGGACGAGAGACCGAGAUCUGAAUGACUGUGGUGACCUGAACCUGAAAAAAAAAAAAAUACCUACGUUGGUUCCUUCACUUUCACAGGACCAUACGAUAAGACAUCAACACCCUUCAACACUGGGGCCAAUCAACAUACCUGAUUCUCUACGACUCGAUUUACGACAGGCCUCCAGCAAAAAAAAAUCCACAAACAUCACGCGGCGGCGGGCUCAGGAAAGAGAACAAUGUCCGUGCCGACACCACCGUCCACCACGCUCUCAGCUCCGCCGUCGCCCACGGAGCUGGCCACGCCAAGGCUCCCGCCCAACUUCGACAGUGACAGCGAGGAAGCGGACGAAGACCCCGAAAUGCUCUCGCCCUCCUCGAAACGCAUCAUCAAGACCACCACGACCAUUGUCAAGCCCAUCUUCAUGCGGCCCAAGCCCAUCUACCUCAUCGUCGCCACGUCGCUGAAUCCGCCCAUGGGCAUCGGGCACCAGGGCAGGUUACCCUGGCCGCCGAUCAAGGCGGACAUGGCCUUUUUCAAGACCGUCACGUCUCACGUCCCCGAAGUCGCCAAGGACUCUUCACACCCAGAGUCUUCUUCUUCUUCCUCAGCGGCGCCGCCGGGCACGCUCAAUGCCGUGGUCAUGGGCCGCAAGACGUGGGAGAGCAUCCCCGCCAAAUUCCGGCCGCUGGCAGGACGACUGAACGUGAUCAUCACGCGCUCCGACUCCGAGCAGCUGGGGCGGAAGAUCCUGCAGGAGCUGAAAUCCGCGGGCAAGGGCAGCGCGGAUGCCGCGUCGCAGUGGGAGCUGCACACCCUGCCGCCGCCCAAGCCCAGCGUGCGGAUCAAGCUCAACUCGACGUCCAAGCGAGCCGCCGAGCGACGGCCCAGCACGAUGCUCGUCCCACCGGCGGCGGCGGCGGCGGCGUCGGCGGUAUCGCCCAUCCUCAUCUCCGCCUCCCUACCCUCGACACUCUCCUUGCUCUCCUCGCAAGCACCGAUCCAGAUCCCACCGCCGCCCACCGCCACCGCGCCCACUUCAGCCCCGGGCGGACCGUCGCGAGACCUCUCGCCAUCCCUCUCGAUCCACAAGAUCUUCUGCAUCGGCGGCGCCGAGAUCUACCGGCAGGUCCUGGCGCUGUCGUCCGCCAACCUGCACACGCCCACCACCCCGGCCGGGAGCGAGACGGGGACGGACACCGAGGGCGAGACCGGCGGUGACGGCGGCGGCAAGCACUUCGACGUGAGGAUCCUGCAGACCCAGAUCCGCCGGCGCCGCGGCGGCGGCGGGGGCCCGAAUGCGACGACGACGACGACAACGGCCGACGACGGGGACGGGGACGAUUUCGAGUGCGACACCUUCUUUCCCGACCUCCUGCCUUCGCCGCACUCGCGCGUCAAGUCCGCCAAGUGGAAGCACGUCGCGCAGGCCAAAGUCCAGGAGUGGAUCGGCGACGACGUGGAGCUGCCUCAGCACCUGGGCAGGCGGAAGCAGAGCAUCGCGGAUGACGCUGCCGGGCAGGAUGAGAGCGAAGGGGACGAGGAGGAAGAGGAAGACGAGGUCAUGCCGGCGGAUAGCAGUGGGAAGGAGUUGUGGCUGAAGGACGAAAAGGCUGGUGUUGAGAUCCGCGUCGUGGGUUGGGAGAGGAGGUGACCCCUUCCUGGCAGUUGGUGAAUAUGGGUUUUGUCUUGCGCAAGCAUUACAUUUGAUACGAAGCGGACCACGCAAAUAUGAUGAUAUCUCGUAUAGCAGAAGAGUCGCGAAUAAACCGUUGAUGUCCCUCGUA